Molecule: messenger RNA, 2079 nt
Organism: Fragaria vesca subsp. vesca
Lineage: Eukaryota; Viridiplantae; Streptophyta; Magnoliopsida; Rosales; Rosaceae
Product: UDP-glycosyltransferase 74F2-like
Exons: 3
Coding region: 27-1412 (461 amino acids)
Molecular function (GO): UDP-glycosyltransferase activity
Source: RefSeq, a predicted model, not a curated record
CACAGAUACACAACCAAACCAGAGAAAUGGAGAAAGAACAGAGAGACUACAAAGCUCACUGCUUGGUCAUUCCCUAUCCUAGUCAAGGCCAUAUCAACCCUCUCCUCCAAUUUUCUAAGCUUUUAGAUCACAAAGGAGUCAAAGUCACACUGGUCACUACUCGUUAUAUCUACAAUACAAUGUACAAAGGAUCAUGUUGCACUGCACUUGAGACUAUCUCACUGGAGACCAUCUCUGAUGGUUUUGACGAAGGCUGGAAAACGCAGGGUGUAAGUAUCCAGGCCUAUUUGGAGAGCUUUUGGAAAGUAGGGUCCCAGACUUUGGCUGAGCUCAUUGAGAAGCUAUCGGUCUCAGGGUGCCCAGUUGACUGUCUUGUUUAUGAUGCAUUCAUGCCUUGGCCUUUGGACAUUGCCAAGAAGUUUGGAAUAGUUGGGGCUGUUUUCUUUACUCAGUCUUGUGCUGUUGACAACAUUUACAAUCAUGUCAACAAAGGGGUAUUGAAACUUCCUCUUACUGACUCAGAAAUUUCUCUUCCCGGGAUGCCACCACUUGAGCCUUUGGACCUGCCAUCUUUUCUAUCCGAUUUCGGGUCUUAUCCAGCUUUCUUUGAAGUUGUUAUCGGUCAGUUCUGCAAUAUUGACAAAGCCGACUGGGUCCUCUGCAACACAUUUUAUGAGUUGGAAGAACAAGUGGUGGAUUGGUUGGCAAAGUUUUGGCCAGUGAGGACCAUUGGACCAACUAUACCAUCUAACUACUUGGAUAACCUACUUAAAGACGACCAAGGUUAUGGCGUUGACCUCUUUAAAUCCAGCAAUGAUGCAUGCAUGAAAUGGUUAAACAAGCAUCCAAAGAAUACUGUUGCUUACAUCUCAUUCGGUAGUGGUGCACAACUUGGACUUGAGCAAAUGCAGGAACUGGCAUGGGGUUUGAAGAGGAGCAAAAGCAAAUUCUUGUGGGUGGUUAGAGAAUCAGAAGCAGCCAAAGUCCCCGAAGGGUUCAUCGAGGAGACAGCUGAGAAGGGUUUGGUGGUUUCAUGGUGCUCCCAACUAGAGGUUUUGGCUCAUCAGGCUGUUGGGUGCUUCGUUACACAUUGUGGUUGGAACUCCACUUUGGAGUCUCUGAGUUUAGGAGUUCCAUUAGUGGCAAUGCCACAAUUGACUGACCAAAGCACCAAUGCCAAGUACAUUAAGGAUGUUUGGGAAAUAGGGGUAAAAGCUCAACCUGAUGAGAAAGGCAUUGUAAGGCGAGACGAAGUUGAGCAUUGUAUAAAUGAAAUCAUGGAGGGGGACAAAGGAAAAGAAAUACAAAAGAAUGCCAUGAAAUGGAAAGAUUUGGCUCGAAAGGCAGUGGUUGACGGUGGAAGUUCCAACAGAAACAUUGAUGAGUUCAUUGCGACGUUGGUUAAGCAUUAAGAGUUGCUCAAGUGUCAAGUUCACUGAAACUCUGCAACUUCUUUGGCGGUGGAUUGGAUGGGAAAGGUUUGGCCAAUAAAGAUGAUAAAGACUAUGGUUUCAACAUGUUCAAACCAAAGAGUUAUGCCUGCAUGAAUUUGCUCAAUGAACAGACCAAGGGGUCUAUUGUUUAUUUGUCGUUUGGCAGCCGAGCAGAAAUUGAAGCUGAGCAAAUGGAGGAACUAUAGCUUUCGGAUUGAGGAGUAACAAAAGAAAAUUCUUGUGGGUGAUUAGAGAAUCAGAAGCAAGGAAGGUGCCGAAAGGGUUUGUCUGAGGAUACAUCUGCAAAGGGUUUGGUGGUUUCCUGGUGUCCCCAAUUGGAGGUUUUAGCUCAUGAAGCAGUUGGUUGCUUCAUUACACAUUGCGGUUGGAACUCCACAUUGGAGGCUUUGAGUUUGGGGGUUCCAAUGGUUGCAAUGCCGAUGGACUGACCAAAGCACCAAUGCCAAUAAGUACGUAGAUUAUGGAUGUGUGGAAUAUUGGGAUCAAAGCUCAAGUUGAUGAGAAAGGGAUUGUGAGGCAAGAAGAAGUAGAGCAUUGUGCAAGUGAAAUAUUGGAGGGACAGGGGGGAAAAGAAAUACAGAGAAAUGCUAUAGCAUUGAAAGAAUUGGCUAGAAAGGCUGUGGAU